This is a messenger RNA of Lucilia cuprina (Australian sheep blowfly), 1464 nucleotides long. RefSeq names its product probable cytochrome P450 313a4. Gene Ontology annotation, molecular function: heme binding; iron ion binding; monooxygenase activity. The transcript has 8 exons. Bases 1 to 1464 code for a protein of 487 amino acids. The record is from RefSeq and is a predicted model, not a curated record. Lineage: Eukaryota; Metazoa; Arthropoda; Insecta; Diptera; Calliphoridae.
AUGUUUGUCCAGCUGUUAAGUGUUACCACUGUAUUGUUUUUAAUACUAAUUUAUAAUGCGGCAAAAAAGUUUUACAAAUUUCGUAACAUAAGACAACAGGGUCUAUGUAUAGUUUAUGGUCUACCGUUUUUGGGAAUUUUACAUAAAUUUAUACCGUUUGAGAAAUUUUUAUAUGUUUUGGGUUCAUAUUUUGAGAAAUUAAAUUCUUGGUCUUAUAUGACGUGGUUUGCAAAUGUACCUUUAAUUAUAACAAUUGAUACGGAUGUCAUUAAACACGUUCUGAACUCCGAUGUGUUUCUAAAUAAAUCUUGUGUGAUAUAUGAUACAAUGACUGAAGCUAUAUCCAAUGGCAUUAUUACCAGUAAAUAUUUCAAAUGGAAACAUAAUCGUAAAUUAAUGAAUCCCUUAUUUGCUCCACAAAUCAUACAACAAUUUAUAACGAAUUUUAAUAAAUGCUCUCAAAGGAUUUCUCAAUAUUUUGAAUCCUUAAGUAGUGGAGAGGAACAUGCAGUAUUUGAUCGCAUAAAACAGGAAGUUUUAGAAAUGGCUAUGGACACCACUAUGGGUACAGUUCGUGCUGAAGGUGAAACCAUCGAUCAAAAUUUGGGAAACAAUUUUAAUAAAUUAUUUGGAAAAAUGAUCAUUGAUAUUUCGUUAUCUUUUGUAAAACUUUCAUUUCUAAUAAGAACAUCCAGUUUUUAUAGAAUCAAGGACAAUUUAAAAGCCUAUAUUGAAAAUUUAAUUCAGCGCAAAAUGGACUCAGCCAGUGAAACUGAGGACAAGUACUUUCUAGAUCGAGCUAUCAAAUAUCACCAGCAAAAGUUAUUUGAUAAACAUGAUGUGAUAACAGAAACCUAUACCAUGAUUAUAGGGUCUUUUGAAACCGUUUCUACCACCUUAUACUCCAUCAUUAUAAUGUUGGCUAUGCACCAAGAUGUUCAGCAGAAACUUUAUGAGGAAAUGGUACAAGUAAUCGACGAUACCGAAAACAUAGAUUAUAAACAUUUGGAUCAAUUGCCCUAUCUAAAUAUGGUUAUCGAUGAAACCUUACGCCUAAUGCCUCCUAUACCUUUAAUAGGACGUGAAUCAAUGGAAAAUUGUCAUUUAACCGAUACUAUCGAACUGCCUAAAGGUUUUCAAAUAUUAAUUUCCAUAUUUCAUUUACAUCGACGUCAAGAUCUUUGGGGUAACAAAGCUGCAGAGUUUAAUCCCGAUAAUUUUUUACCACAAAACAUUAAGAAACGUCAUCCGUAUGCUUAUAUACCUUUCUCGAAAGGGCUGCGUAAUUGUAUAGGUUGGCGUUAUGCUCAAAUUGCCUUAAAGAUUUUAGUGUUAAAUCUUGUUAGAGAUUUUGAAUUUUCAACUGAUUUUCCCUAUAGCGACUUAGUAUUUGUAAAUCAAAUGAGUUUGCGCUUUCUUAAAGAACCGAAAAUUCAAUUUGUAAAGCGAAGGAUUAAAGGAUAA